ACUUAAGCGCCAUUUAGCUGUAGUGUGUCUCUGUAUAUAGUGAAAUGGCUGAAGCCAGGUUUUCUCAUGACCAGUUCAGCUGUUCAGUGUGUCUGGAUCUACUGAAAGAUCCAGUGACUAUUCCCUGUGGACACAGUUACUGUAUGAGCUGCAUUAAACAAUGUUGGAAUCAAGAGGAUGAGAAGAGAGUCUACAGCUGCCCUCAGUGCAGACAGACCUUCAGACCAAGACCUGCUUUAAAGAAAAGCACCAUGCUGGCUGAAGUGGUGGAGCAACUGAAGAAGACUGAUCUCCAAACUGCCGUUCCUGCUGGGCCUCGAGAUGUGAAGUGUGACGUCUGUACUGGAAGAAAACAAAAAGCAGUGAAGUCCUGUUUGGUGUGUCUUAACUCUUUCUGUCAAAAUCACCUUGAACAACAUGAGAAUCUCUUCAGAGGAAAGAGACACGAUUUAAUGGACGCCACUAAAUACCUUCAGAAGAUGAUCUGCAGUAAACAUAAAAAACUGCUGGACAUUUUCUGCUGCUCUGACCAGCGUUGUAUAUGUAUGCUCUGCAUGGUGGACAAACACAAAAAUCAUGAUACUGUAUCAACUGCAGCAGAGAGGAAAGAGAAACAGAAGCACUUGGGUGAUACACAGAGAAAAUACCAUCAGCAAAUUAAGAAGAGAAAGAAAAAAAUUAGGGAGCUGAAAGAAGCUGUGGAGAUUCACAAGCAAUCUGCACAGACAGCAGUGGAGGACAGUGAGAGGAUCUUUGGUAAGCUCAUCAGCUCCAUUAAGAGAAGACGCUCUGAGGUCACACAGAUGAUCAGAGAUCAAGAAAAGACUGUAGUGAGUCGAGCUGAAGCACUUAUAAAGCAACUGGAGAAGGAGAUUGACCAAAUGAGGUCCAUAAAUGACGAGCUGGAGCAGCUUUCACAAACACAUAAUGACAUCCAUUUCCUCCAG
Messenger RNA from Carassius gibelio (silver crucian carp), 947 nucleotides. Its product is annotated as E3 ubiquitin/ISG15 ligase TRIM25. The record is from RefSeq and is a predicted model, not a curated record. The transcript is spliced from 3 exons. NCBI's taxonomy places the organism in Eukaryota, Metazoa, Chordata, Actinopteri, Cypriniformes, Cyprinidae. Gene Ontology annotation, molecular function: zinc ion binding. The annotation marks the transcript as partial.